Leptinotarsa decemlineata (Colorado potato beetle) is the source of this 1129-nucleotide messenger RNA. RefSeq lists its product as uncharacterized. NCBI's taxonomy places the organism in Eukaryota, Metazoa, Arthropoda, Insecta, Coleoptera, Chrysomelidae. The record is from RefSeq and is a predicted model, not a curated record.
UAUUUGCUAAAAAUAUGUAAAUAAGCGCUACCAUUAACCAUUCAUCCAUCUUGUCAUUUAAAAAAACUGAGGAAUUUUAUUUAUGUUGUCGGCUGUUGUUUUGUACUGUUCAUUGAAACUUUAUAUAACUGUUCUUUAGAGGUUUCUGCACCGCAGAAGAGCACCGGUUUAUUUUUACGAAUAUUAUAUAAAAGAGACUGUUCCAAUGGAAGAUAAAGCGGAAACGUGUCAGAGUGAUGACAAAAAAACUGAGGAAUCUAGUCAGAAACCAACUGCUGAUGACAAUUCUGAACCAGCAAAGGUUGACCUAAAACUGAGCCCUGAUCAGAAAAACUUGAGGAGCAGGUCAAGAACUCCUCAAAAGAAAGUAGAAGAAUCAAAGAUGUUGCAAAUAACACUGCAAAAGAUGGAUGUAGAAAUGAACGGAAAAGACUUGUUAGAAGAAAACGAAAAGACUGAGGAAGAAUCUGCUGUCAACAGUGAAAAAUUGGAUACUGAGGAUGUUGUUGAAGAAGAUGCUGAUAAAAUUGAUUCAGAGAAAAUAGAAGAAAACGGUCAAAGCUCGUCUUUGUCACAUGACAAAACUGAAACAGAAAGCAACAAAUCUGCUAACAGUACCCCCAAAAAGAGAACAUCUCCCAGGAUCGAGGCUAGUUUGAAAAAUGCGGAGAACUUCAAAAAACCAGAAGAUGUUGAACCAGAGAAAGAUUCUGUGGAAAUGGAUCCUCUCGUCAUCACAGAUGAGCCUGAUCCCGAGUUACAAUUUGACGAAAAUUCAGAUAUGGAAUCUGGAAAGGGCUCGCCUGUUAUCCAAAGAUGUGUGACGCGACGUUCGCAAACCCGGAACAUUCCCACACCGAGAACUCCGAAAAUUCCGGAACAAGACCAGGAGAUGGAGAAGGCUGAAAGUCCCACUGAGGAGAUAGAGGUUCAAAAAGAGGUUCUUCUGGAGACGAAUAUUUUCAAUAAGACUAGCGACUCUACUGAUGUGACUGAUGUGUCGACCAAAGUUCAAGUAGGUAGUGAUGUCACCAGGUUGGAGUAUACACAGAGGAACCUUUCUAUUCCUGAGGAUACCACCUACUUGGAUAUCACUAGAGAGCGGUCGUUAAAGGAAACAUUAAGGUAA